Prosopis cineraria is the source of this 1010-nucleotide messenger RNA. Its product is annotated as glutathione S-transferase 3-like. NCBI's taxonomy places the organism in Eukaryota, Viridiplantae, Streptophyta, Magnoliopsida, Fabales, Fabaceae. The coding region runs from base 96 to 758 and encodes 220 amino acids. Gene Ontology annotation, cellular component: cytoplasm. The record is from RefSeq and is a predicted model, not a curated record. The transcript is spliced from 2 exons. Gene Ontology annotation, biological process: glutathione metabolic process. Gene Ontology annotation, molecular function: glutathione transferase activity.
AACCAUUCAUUUCUCGAUCCUUGGAUAUUUUUUUGGGCAUUCACCGAAGGCUCUCUAACCCUGAAACCUCAAACAUUCUAGUAUUGAGCGAAACAAUGGCGGGCGAGGUAGUUCUGUUGGACACAUGGGUGAGCAUGUUUGGAAUGAGGGCUAGGAUCGCACUGGCAGAGAAGGGUGUGAAGUACGAGUACAAGGAAGAGAAUCUGAGGAACAAGAGCCCUCUGCUUCUGCAAAUGAAUCCCAUUCACAAGAAAAUCCCAGUUCUAAUCCAUAACGGCAAGCCCAUCUGCGAAUCUGCCAUUAUUGUGCAGUAUAUCGACGAGGUCUGGAAGGACAAAGCCCCACUUUUGUCUUCAGAUCCUUACGAGCGAGCUCAAGCCAGAUUCUGGGUUGAUUUCAUUGACAAAAAGAUGUAUGAUACAUGGAGAAAAAUGUGGCUUUCAAAAGGAGAGGAACACGAGGCAGCAAAGAAGGAGCUGCUAGACAUAUUUAAGCUUCUAGAGGGGACACUCGGAGACAAACCCUUUUAUGGGGGUGACACAUUUGGGUUUCUUGAUGUUGGUUUGAUUCCAUUUUGUUGCUGGUUUUACACCUUUGAGACUUAUGGGCACUUCAAGAUGGAAGCAGAGUGCCCUACACUCAUGGCUUGGGUCAAGAGGUGCAUUGAGACCAAAGAGAGCGUGUCCAAGACCCUUCCUGAUGAGAAGAAGGUUUAUGAAUAUAUCUUGGCCUUAGAGAAACUGAUAACUGGUGCUUGACUGGAUAAAAGGCACUUUCUAUAAUGAGCUAGCUAAUGAUAAGUUGUGCUUGGUUCAUAGAGGGUAUGGUCAUUUUAGUCUGUGUCGUAGUUGUGUGUUUGUUGCUUCUUGAUUGCUUUUCUUGUCUUGGGGUUGUGAGUUUGGUGGCCACUUUGGUGUGUCUGCCAGAUUGAACGAUAAAUGGGGAUGAAAUUAUGUUAAUGUUUAUGUGAGAUGUGAACUUAAUGAAGUGAAAAUAAAACCCUUUUAGCA